This is a messenger RNA of Colletotrichum spaethianum, 768 nucleotides long. RefSeq lists its product as uncharacterized. The record is from RefSeq and is a predicted model, not a curated record. The transcript has a single exon. Bases 1 to 768 code for a protein of 255 amino acids. Lineage: Eukaryota; Fungi; Ascomycota; Sordariomycetes; Glomerellales; Glomerellaceae.
AUGUCCACCCCUAACAACGAAAACCAACAUCUCGAGGGUAUUGAGCAAGAAAAUGACGUCCAGGUGUUCGACGUCAGCAUGUUCGAGGGGGGCAGCGAGGGGAGCGGAUUUCACACCAAGAACAAUCCCAAGGACCCAUACCAACGUUCUGAAGUGAUUCAGCGGACCGGCCGCGGUGUUGACAUCAGGUGUUCACUCAUCGACGCCGUACACGGGGCCAUGUCUGCCAAUAGCGAUUUCUGGGCGACGCUGUUGGUCUUUCAGUUCCGGUUCGAUCCCCAGAAGAGAGCGCGCCGAGUUUCAAGGGCCACAGUCGAGCUCCGUUUUGAUGUUUCCGACGCUGGGAACGAUCCGCCCGAGGUUGAAGCCAUCUCCUUUGACGGGAACUACAGCUUCCUGCCAAGCAAGCAAUCCGAGACAAUCACCAAGGGAGGUGAAGGAAGUAUCGGUGCCAGUUAUGGUGCAGAACUCAGCGCCUCGGCCAAGUGGGAAAAGACCGUCGCCAGAGAGACGACGGACGCGACGACCAUCAGCGGCGGCAAACUUGUCGUCAAGAAUGUGCCACCAAACCGCAUCGCCAAAUGGACUCUACUGGAGAACAAGACGCUCGAGUCCGGGGUUCCGGCGUCUAUACGGGUUGCCGUGAGGAUCAAGAGGAGGGAUGAGGCGGUCUUCACCUGCGUUCCGAGAUUGGAGUGCAAAGCCGACAAGUGGACGUCUCUGGAAACUUUCUUUGGGGAGUUCCUGAGGACGACCCAGUCUACCUGA